AUGACUUCGAUUUUAAACAAGUCCAUCGAGAUUUUAACUGCGCGCACCAGCAACGCAAGCAAUCGAAAAAAGGAGCGCGAUAAAAAGGUACAAGACGUAACCCCGCCUGAGCACGUCGUCGGACGGGAAUCAGCCGUAACCACCACCGUCGACGAAAUACAGGCGUACACGCCAUACAACAAGUGCGAGGAGCAUGACGGCGAACCGGAAGAGCUUUACUGCGUCCAACACAGCAGCAUGGUCUGUGUCGUCUGCCGGCGCCUGUACCAUCCUAAGUGUAAGGAAAUCCUUCGAGUAGACGAAGCGUGUGCAAACUUUUGCAAAGGCGAGGCGCCAGACAAAUGCAGGGAGCAUGUCCGGGAGUUACUGAGGAAAUGCCACGCUGUUGCCAGAGAACGCGAGUGGGAUUUGACCGACCUUGACCGCAAAAAAGCCGACAUAAUAAACAGUCUCCUCCACGAGAAACAAACCAUCGUCGCUAAGGUGGAGAAACUUUAUGAGAACGCUAAAGCCGACUUGGAACGUCUGUAUACAGUGGAACGGACAGAAAUGAAGAAUCACUUGCUGUCGUUAAAACAGAUGUCCGCUUCGCUUGACGAGAGGCUUAAAGCUGUGGAAUCGAAAAAAGCGUCUGAUUCGGAUCUGGAAACGUUCGUAGCGGUGCAAAACGCAAGGGACAAACAUAAGAAGAUGACGUCAGCUCUGGUGCAUAUUCACGAUGAAGCGCAUAAAGUCUUUCUUAAAUUUCAUGUUAGUGAAAUGGUGGAAACCGCAAUGAAAUGCUUGCACAGUUUGGGUGAGUUGUCUCUUAACACGAUGGAGUACGCAGUCAUACCAAAACUUAAUCAGGCGGAUGAACCUGGGCUAGAGUUGUCCACCCUCAACCGGAAGCCACCAGAAGAGCACACAAUAAGAAAACACGUGAUGGAUAGAACUGUAACUCCCGCGGGGGAAAUAUUUGUAAGGGACCGUGAGGACGCGGAAACUUGUUGGAUAACAGGUAUGUGUAUUCUCAAAGACAGUACACUGAUUGUCGUAGACAAUAACAACAAUCGAGUCAAGGUGAUAGAUCCUCGUGGAAAUAUCGUGAACUCGUUCCGUUUGGCGAGUCCUCCAUUUGACAUUGCUUUAAUCAACCAGGCCGAGGCGGCGUUCACAUUACCGGAUAAGAAACAAGUCCAGGUCAUCCGCAUUGUCGGUCGCUCUGACAUAAAGUAUGGCGAAAACAUCCAGUUUGACUUCGACUGCAAUGGGAUUGGUGUGUUGGGAGACAACAUCGUUCUAACGAGCAUCUCCGAAAAGUGUGUACGGAUGGUAAACCAAAAGGGCGAGGUCCUGUGGACGGCCGUAACAGACGACCUGGGAGAGCGGAUAUUUGAGUGGCCCUGGUACGUGGCGACUAGCAGUAGCUUCGAGAAGGUCUACGUAUCCGACAGGCGCAAGAACACGGUGACCACGCUUGACCAGAACGGGACGUUGCUUAACGUGCGUGACAUCCGAGGAAAAGGUCCGCGCGGCCUGGCGGUUGACGACGUAGGUAACAUGUUCAUGUGUCACUACAUGACGGACGAGCUGGAGAUUAUCUCGCUUGAUUAUCCCAGGGACCGGAAGGUGUUACUCACAAAGGUGGACGGAAUCAAGCAUCCUCAGAGCUUGGCCUACGACGAAGAAAAGGGACAAAUCUUGCUUUCCGCGAACAAUUCUGACUACGUUAAUGUGUUUCAAAUGAAGUGAUUGCUUGUUCACGGUUAUUACGUUUAUAUGAGGACUUCCUUGAAACUAAAAAUACCAUGAAUGCGGAAAGUGUCGUCCCUGAUUAGCCUGUGCGGACUGCACAGGCUAAUCUGGGACGACACUUUUCGCACUUGCAUUAAGCCCAGUUUUCUCAGAACGCGGCUCAUAUAAAUCUGGGAUCGCAUUCACCACACAAUUCUUUGACCUAAGUCUUGAUGUAUUUUGAGUUAUAUGUACGAUUGGAUACAUAAGACUGUUUGUUGAUCGUCAAUUACAUAUGUAUCUUUGUAAAGAAUAUACAAUUCA
Molecule: messenger RNA, 2040 nt
Organism: Dreissena polymorpha
Lineage: Eukaryota; Metazoa; Mollusca; Bivalvia; Myida; Dreissenidae
Exons: 3
Coding region: 1-1734 (577 amino acids)
Biological process (GO): protein polyubiquitination; proteasome-mediated ubiquitin-dependent protein catabolic process; negative regulation of translation
Molecular function (GO): ubiquitin protein ligase activity; protein binding; zinc ion binding
Source: RefSeq, a predicted model, not a curated record